Lodderomyces oxycetoniae is the source of this 2034-nucleotide messenger RNA. RefSeq names its product polyadenylate-binding protein. The coding region runs from base 1 to 2034 and encodes 677 amino acids. The transcript has a single exon. The record is from RefSeq and is a predicted model, not a curated record. Lineage: Eukaryota; Fungi; Ascomycota; Pichiomycetes; Serinales; Debaryomycetaceae. Gene Ontology annotation, cellular component: ribonucleoprotein complex; nucleus; cytosol. Gene Ontology annotation, molecular function: poly(A) binding; mRNA 3'-UTR binding; poly(U) RNA binding.
AUGUCAGCUGCCGAAACUAACCAACUUCAAGAAUCCUUGGAGAAGUUGAAUAUUGAAUCUCCAUCCGAUUUGCCACCAGCUGAAGCUUCAACCGUCACCGCUACCAAUACCACUGGUGAGGCCGAUGCCAAUACUGGCUCGGUUAAUGCUGCUGCUACUGCUGCUACUGCUGCUACCGCUGUUGAUGACGUUUCAGGCGAAGACCAAACUGAGUCCGGAGGAGUUGCUGAAAGUUCAGCAUCGUUGUAUGUUGGAGAGUUGAACCCAUCGGUUAAUGAAGCAACUCUUUUUGAGAUUUUUUCUCCAAUUGGUCAAGUUGCAUCGAUCAGAGUUUGUCGUGAUGCAGUCUCCAAAAAAUCUUUGGGUUAUGCUUAUGUCAACUACCACAAAUUUGAAGAUGGGGAAAGGGCUAUCGAGGAACUCAACUAUACUCCUGUUGAAGGCAGACCAUGUCGUAUUAUGUGGUCACAAAGAGAUCCUUCUUCCAGAAGAUCAGGUGACGGUAACAUUUUUAUCAAGAAUUUGCAUCCAGCUAUUGACAAUAAGGCCUUGCACGAUACUUUCUCCGCUUUUGGUAAAAUCUUGUCUGUGAAAGUUGCUACUGAUGACAUGGGACAAUCGAAAUGUUUUGGAUUUGUUCAUUAUGAAACCGCUGAAGCUGCUACUGCUGCCAUUGAAAAUGUCAAUGGUAUGUUGUUGAAUGACCGUGAAGUCUUUGUUGGCAAGCAUGUUUCCAAAAAGGAUCGUGAGUCAAAACUCGAAGAAAUGAAAGCUAACUACACCAACAUUUAUGUUAAAAACAUUGAUUUGAACUAUACCGAGAAGGAGUUUGAAGAAUUGUUUUCUCCUUAUGGUAAGAUUACUUCGAUUUACUUGGAAAAGGAUCAAGAUGGCAAAUCAAAAGGUUUUGGAUUCGUUAACUUUGAAGAGCACGAAUCCGCUUCUAAAGCCGUUGAGGAAUUGAACGACAAAGAAAUAAAUGGUCAAAAAAUCUAUGUGGGAAGAGCUCAAAAGAAGAGGGAAAGAACUGAAGAGUUGAAGAAGCAAUAUGAAGCCGUUAGAUUGGAAAAAUUGUCCAAAUAUCAAGGUGUUAAUUUAUUCAUCAAGAACUUGGACGAUCUGAUUGACUCUGAAAAGUUGGAGGAAGAGUUUAAACCAUUUGGAACAAUUACCUCCUCUAAAGUUAUGGUGGACGACUCAGGUAAGUCGAAAGGUUUUGGAUUUGUUUGUUUCAGCACUCCAGAGGAGGCUACUAAAGCAAUUACUGAAAUGAACCAAAGGAUGGUUAACGGUAAGCCCUUAUAUGUUGCUUUAGCCCAACGUAAAGAUGUUAGGCGCUCCCAAUUGGAACAACAAAUUCAAGCAAGAAACCAAAUGAGAAUGCAAAACGCAGCUGCUGCUGGUGGAUUACCAGGACAGUUUAUGCCACCAAUGUUUUAUGGUCAACAAGGUUUCUUCCCUCCUAAUGGUAGAGGUACUGCACCAUUCCCUGCACCAAACCCUCAAAUGAUGAUGAGAGGUAGAGGUCAGCCUUUCCCCGAGCAAUGGCCAAGACCUGGUCCAAAUGGACAACCAGUUCCAGUUUACGGUAUCCCACCUCAAUUCCAAGACUUUAACGGUCAAAACAUGAGACCACAGCAACAGCAGCAGCAACAGCAGCAACAGCAGCAGCAACAGCAGCAACAACAGCAGCAACAGCAGCAACAGCAGCAACAAAGAGGAUAUUACCCUAACCGUCCAGUUGGCGGCAAGGUUUCAACCAAAGAAUUGGCUGCAUUAAUUGCAAGUGUUCCACCUGAAGCACAAAAGAGAAUAUUGGGUGAGGAAUUGUACCAAAGAAUUGUUGCAACUGGUAAAGCUCAAGAACCUGAAGCUGCUGGUAAAAUUACUGGUAUGAUGUUGGGUUUGGAGAACCAAGAAAUAUUAGAUUUGUUAGAUGAUGAUGAAUUGUUCAACAAUCACUUUGAAGAGGCUUUGACUGCUUUUGAAGAAUACAAGAACUCAGAAGGUGUAGCUGUUAAUGAAGAAGCUUAA